Chanos chanos (milkfish) is the source of this 774-nucleotide messenger RNA. Its product is annotated as fish-egg lectin-like. The record is from RefSeq and is a predicted model, not a curated record. The coding region runs from base 1 to 774 and encodes 257 amino acids. NCBI's taxonomy places the organism in Eukaryota, Metazoa, Chordata, Actinopteri, Gonorynchiformes, Chanidae. The transcript has 5 exons.
AUGGCACCGUCGGAGGUGUGUCAGGCAGAGACGCCCAUGUAUUCAUUUUGCUUUCUCAUAGCUUGGGACUGUAAAACUGUGCCUGGUAAGCUGAAGCAGAUUGAUGCUGGGAUAGGCCAGGUGUUUGGAGUGAAUGAUGCCAAUGAUAUCUACACGCUGUAUGGCAACACGUGGACACAGUUACCAGGAAAGCUCAAGCAUGUCACAGUAGGUCCUGCUGGAGUCUGGGGGACUGCACCCAAUGACCAGAUCUACAGACUCGUUGGAGGACAGUGGUCACUAGUAAAAGGCAUUUUAAAGCAGAUUGAUGCAGGAGGUGACCAGUUUGUGGCUGGAGUCAAUAGGCAUUACCACAUUUUUUGCCUUGGAAAAAGUGGCACAGUCCCUAUCAAAGGACCAGACAGCCGUGUGCCCUGGGUCCGUGUUCCAGGAGGACUGAAUUACUACAGCUGUGGACCAAUCAGCUGUUGGGGUGUGACCGGAGGAGACCAGAUCUUCAUCAGGAAGAAGGUGACACCUACCUCAUGUGCUGGCCCAGUGAAUUGGGAGCAUGUUGGGGGAUCUCUAUCCAUGAUUGAGGUAUCAGCUGAAGGACAUGUCUAUGGUGUCAACUCUAAUGGAAAUGUCUAUAUCAGAAAUGGAGUUACGGACAGUAACCCAACUGGUACAGGCUGGACUGAAGUUGGCCUGUGUUUCAAGGCCAAACAUGUGUCCUAUGACCUGGGUCACCUGUGGGUCAUUAAGAAAGAUGGUUCCAUUAUGAAGUGUGUGUGA